CACAAAUGAAAGGUGGUUUGUAGAGAAGUAGUAGUACCAACUACCAAGUAAGUGUGGUGGAGUGGGGGCGGUGCGGCAAAAGUUGCAUGUCCUGCAAAAGGUGGCGGGCAUAACGGAAUACCUGAAUUAAGAAAAGCAUCUUGCUUUCUGAUUCGGAUUUUCUCUUCUCGUUGAAGUUUUCUGACACCCACCUAUCUAUUCCUCGCUCAACUAAGUGCGUGCCCCCGUAUGACUACUGUAUAGAGAGAGAGAGAGAGAUUUGAGUCGUGUGUAUAUAGAUACAAGUAUUCAAGAUUCGAAAUUCUUGAUCGAUCGAGAUUCCAAGAAAGAUCGAAAAAGAGGCCGGGCGGGCGGCUUUUGGGAUUGAUUAAAGAAAUGGGUAAAGCCGCAGCAGAAGGAUUGUUAUUGAUUUUGGUGAUAGCGGCGGCGCUGGCAUGGAAGGGGCGCGGCGGGAGCGUGGGAGUGAACUGGGGGACGAUGUCCUCGCACCAGUUGCCGCCGCGCAGUGUGGUGAAGGCCCUCAAAGACAGCGGCUUCGACAGGGUGAAGGUGUUCGAGGCGGAGCCGCAGAUCCUGGAGGCGCUCGCCGGCUCCGGCAUUGAAGUCAUGCUCGCCCUCCCCAAUUUCAUGUUGCAGGAGAUGAGCCAACACCCCGCUGCUGCCCAGGCUUGGGUGGACGCCAAUGUCACCGCCUACUGCCCCGCACUCAAAAUCAGGUACGUUGCAGUUGGAAAUGAGCCCUUCCUCAAGACUUACAAUGGCUCUUUCCUGGCUGACACCUUGCCUGCGUUGCAAAACAUUCAACACGCCCUCGACCAGGCUGGCCUCGGAGCCGACGUCAAGGCCACCGUUCCCUUCAAUGCUGACAUUUACUUCUCCCCCGACUCCAACCCCCUCCCUUCCGCCGGAGAUUUCAGGCCCGAAAUACGCGACCUCACCAUCCAGGUCAUCCAAUUCCUCAGCUCUAACGCCGCCCCUUUCGUCGUUAACAUCUACCCUUUCCUCAGCCUCUACAGCAACCCCUACUUCCCUUUUGACUUUGCCUUCUUUGAUGGAUCCAACAAGCCUGUCCGGGAUGGGAGUGCCGUGUACACCAAUGUCUUCGAUGCCAAUCUCGACACUCUCAUUUGGGCGCUCAGGAAAGCCGGGUACCCGAACAUGAAGGUCAUGAUCGGGGAGGUCGGGUGGCCCACCGACGGGGACAAAAGUGCUAAUGCUGAAAACGCGCAGCGCUUCAACCAGGGGCUCAUCCAGCACGCUUUGAGCGGGGAAGGGACUCCGAUCAGGAAGGGCCAGAUUGAUUUCUACCUCUUCAGCCUCAUUGACGAGAACGCAAAGAGCAUUGCCCCCGGGAGCUUCGAGAGGCAUUGGGGGAUUUUCGAGUUCGAUGGGAAGCCCAAGUACGAACUGGAUUUGUCAGGGAAGAAGCAAAACAAAGGGCUUGUUGCAGUGGAAGGGGUGGCAUACAUGCACAAGAGGUGGUGCAUUUUGAACCCUGAGCUCAAAGAAUUGGACGAUUUGGCAAGAAACAUCGAUUACGCGUGUAGCCUUUCGGAUUGCACCGCUCUGGAGUACGGGUCUUCUUGCAACCAUCUGAGUGCACAGGGGAAUGCGUCUUAUGCCUUUAACAUGUACUAUCAGUUCAAGAAUCAGAACAGUUGGGAUUGCGACUUCUCGGGGUUGGCUGUGGUGACAGAUGUGGAUCCAUCCGAGGGUGAGUGCCAAUUCCCGGUGAUGAUCACUGAAGCCCAUUCUGUGAUGCUUCUGCAUAAGAAGCUUUUGUACAUUUUACUGGCCAUUGCUCAAGGCUGCAUCGUGUUCUUGCUUCUCGUGUCUUAAUUAAUUACUGCCGCCACAUACAAUUGCAUCCCAGACUUUCUUGGUUCAGUUUAGAGACCAUUUAAUGCAAAGGCAGCUUAGCAUGCCCUCUUAAUUACAUCACCUGUCUGCAGUACUCGUAAUGUUUAAAGAAGCAACGGUACUGACCUGGGGGAAAAGUUUAGUUUCUUUGUGCAUCCAGUUAUCCUCAGCAGACGCCACUCCGGCCCUUGUUCAUGCUCAAUGCAUGCUGAUCAGCUAUUUUUUUUUUUUGAAUGGUUAGAGGAUUAAGGUAGCAUUGUGUGAAUAAGAAUUUCUAAUUGAUAUCAUCAUUGAAUACUUUUUUGUAUUCGAUAAUGAACUGAUGGAAUAAAUGCUACCUUCCCUGACUAUGAAUACAAGGCCUAGAGAAUUGUGUUUUGCUAUGCUUUGUUGGUAGUGUGCGAUUGCUUGAUGUAGUGAGUGUGAUGAAAUUUGUAGACUGUAGUGGAAAUAGAAGUUAAGUUCACUAAAAUUAGAUGUUGUAGCAUGUCCUCACUUGAUGGAUAUAAUGUCCACUUUAUAUAAAGGUCUUCUUGUACAUGUCAUUUACAACGUUUUGUGUAUAUAAAGUCUGUCCUUGGUUGAUGGAUAUAAUGUCCACUUUAUAUAAAAGGUCUUCUUGUACA
This is a messenger RNA of Cuscuta epithymum, 2486 nucleotides long. Lineage: Eukaryota; Viridiplantae; Streptophyta; Magnoliopsida; Solanales; Convolvulaceae. The record is from the annotation of a GenBank genome assembly.